AUGUUCUUCUUCACACAUGGUGGCAUAUCGUGGAAGUGCAGAGAAGCCGAAUGGAACAAGCGCGAGGUAUACUACGACAUGGAAGAGAAGCGUUCGUGGCCAGAGCUGCUGCAGCGGUAUUCCGCCGACCAGCUGACGUACGAGACAGACCGGCACAUUGCAUUGGAAGGUGUUGCCAGGCAGAUGAAGACAACCAUGAAAGGGUCCUACCACUUUGGAGUCUGGACACAUAUGCCAGAGUUACUACUGUGGAUGAUGAGUGGGCCAGAGUACGAGGUCAAAGGUCCAGAUGCACCAUCCUGGAGCUUUGCGAGGAGAACCGGACCGAAGUUUUACUGGAAGACAAUGGUUCAAUUUGGCUUUAACCUGACGGCGGUAAAUCACACAAAAGGCAGUCUUCGAAUCAAUGAAAUUGGAGUCUUGAGUACCACCGCACCGAUGGGAUCGCUUGUAGCAACAGAAACGAGUCGAAAUUGGAUCGCCGCCCAGAACCACGUCCCAUGGAAAUGCUCUCUAGUUCCUGAGUCCGUACUGCUGUACUUCGCGCACACGACAAGCCGUCCUGUGCUCUUUCUCUUCGAUCCCAGAGACCCUAACCGCGAGACUGCUAUUGGACUCGCCAGCUUAGACGAUGCCGCAGUUCCUGACUGCGUGUUAACAACUAGUCGAGUGAAAUGCAUUCUCCUGGUUUGCUGCGAGCGGCUCUGUAAUAUGUUCGACCGCAUAUGGGCACCGAUCAUGGAAGAAAGAAGCUCUAUACUCUUUCGUGGUAUUGACGAAGCUCAUAUUGGGCCUUCCCGUCUCCCAAGCGCAAUCCCAUCUCCUCAGUAUCUAGAAAACCCAGUUUCGAUGUUCGAAUUACCGAAACAAUUCGAGGAGACGGAAUGGACCGAGCUAAGGAAGUAUAAUUUCGUGUUUGACACGAGUAGGUUCGGAGACGAAGCGAAGUUGGCUUCUGGGCAGACUCCCAAAGUGGGAAUUGAGGGGGAGAGGGUGUGUUGGGUUAUGCUGGUGAGCGAGGUAGAAGGAAGGCAGGGGUUUUGGAAGAGGAUUGGAAUGGGUAUCUUGGGGGUGCCACCGGUAGACAUGGGGUUUGAGUACUUGGAGCUGAAUUUGGUGUAA
Bipolaris oryzae ATCC 44560 is the source of this 1122-nucleotide messenger RNA. RefSeq lists its product as uncharacterized. Lineage: Eukaryota; Fungi; Ascomycota; Dothideomycetes; Pleosporales; Pleosporaceae. The record is from RefSeq and is a predicted model, not a curated record. The coding region runs from base 1 to 1122 and encodes 373 amino acids. The transcript has 2 exons.